AUGGAUACAAUAGGACGAGAUUCUGCUGUUUGCAACGACACCUGUGGCUGCCCUGUUCCCUGUCCCGGAAGUGUGGAUUGUAGGUGCACUACCACAAGCGUGAGCUCAACCACAGCCAAAGAUGAUCAUAUGACAUGCUCAUGCGGCGAGCACUGCGGCUGCAAUCCGUGCACAUGCCCUAAGAAUGAGCAUACCAUGGGAACUGGCAGGGCCUUUUGCAAGUGUGGUGAUGGUUGUACAUGUGCAACUUGCCUUGCCAAAUGAGAGAUUGAGAUACUAUGUACUGGGGUGAAUUAAGGGUAAACAGCUAAAAGCCUCAUCAUCUCUGUGAUGAGUGGCAGAUAAUGUAGACCAGGGCUGGGUGUAU
Messenger RNA from Quercus robur (English oak), 367 nucleotides. Its product is annotated as metallothionein-like protein 4B. The transcript is spliced from 2 exons. The record is from RefSeq and is a predicted model, not a curated record. Gene Ontology annotation, molecular function: zinc ion binding. The coding region runs from base 1 to 264 and encodes 87 amino acids. NCBI's taxonomy places the organism in Eukaryota, Viridiplantae, Streptophyta, Magnoliopsida, Fagales, Fagaceae.